Molecule: messenger RNA, 2190 nt
Organism: Macaca mulatta (Rhesus monkey)
Lineage: Eukaryota; Metazoa; Chordata; Mammalia; Primates; Cercopithecidae
Gene: OTOR
Product: otoraplin
Biological process (GO): cartilage condensation
Molecular function (GO): protein binding
Source: RefSeq, a predicted model, not a curated record
CACACCCAUAGCCACACCAAAACUCUUCUACAUACACACACAGACACACUCAAACAAAGCAAUAAAACUCUAUCACACACACACACAUAUACCCAAGACAAAAAAAAAGUUUUUAUUAUAUUUUGCUUUACCAAUUUAUCCCUUGGAAAAUUGUUUUGCACCAAGUUAUUUAGUAAGUUAAGUUCUUGUCCCUCAUUUUAUGAGGUUACGAGUUUGGGGUUGGGGGAGAAGCCACUGCUCUGAAGUCAUAUGAUCAACCAAGGUGGAGAGGGCAUCCUGACAGGGAUCUCUAUUCUAGAAGCAAUGGAUAACAACAGGGGAAGGGCCACAUGAUGGGAGAGAUGCCAGCCUCAAACACCCUAUAAAAAGCGGUAACUUACUGUCUCUCUCUUCUAAUAGAAAGCAACCCUUGGGGCCAAAAUCUUUUAAAAAAUGUACUGCUAUAUCUUGAGUGCCCAGAGCAAUACCUGGCACAGUAAGUGCUCAGUAAGUAUUUGCUGAAUAGAUGGAGCUAGGUACUGGUCCACUUUGGUGCCUCUAGGAGUGCUCCUCUCGCCAUAGGAAACAUGCUCAGAAGUAGGAAGUUCGGGGUAACAUAAACUUGUAACUUCAUUCUCUUCUCUUUGACUUGUCACCCUUGAGCAUUUGAGACUGAAUUGCGAAAGUCUUAGAGAGAACAGGUAGGGGAAAGAUUGGCCCAUUUCUCCCAAGCCACCUGUCUCUUUCCCCACUGGUAGGGUCUGAAUGUGGCAUCAACUAGUAUGUUAGAAUUCAUCUUUGGCCUGGGACAGGCAUGCCUUCUAAGAAUCCUACCAUGAAAGAUUUAUAAACAUAAGAAUCCUUAAUUUAUCUGUUAUGUAAAUCCAGAUUUAUUAACUGGAUUUGUUUAAAUCAAAAUUAUUUGUGCUAUAGAUCUCACAUUGUCAACAGAUCCUACAGCUGGUCUGUUUUUUUUGCUCAUAAGCUGAAAGAGAAUUAGGAGUGAGUUAAAACGAAAAAUGGUUUGAAAUUCUCAUAGUCCUCUCAGCAAAGCCCUGCUGAUUGAUACAAUAAACCACUGCUAAAGCAGCAUUAACAAUAGUGGACCAUUUUGGAUAUUAUCUGUGUGUAGAAAGACACAGAGUUUGACUCUGUUUAGAAAAUCAGAUGCUAAAUAGCUCCUGAAACCGGGUAGCUUGUUAUGAAAACAGAGGGGUGGUAGGCCCUUCUAAUUGGCCAGAGUAUUUACCCAGAGGUCUGGCUUUCACAUAAAAGGCAGGAGGAACCACUGGAGUCAGUCCCCGCUUCCAGUAAGAGGUUAAGGUAAAACAGAAAAAAGGAAGAUGGCAAGAAUAUUGUUACUUUUCCUCCCGGGUCUUGUGGCUGUGUGUGCUGUGCAUGGAAUAUUUAUGGACCGUCUAGCUUCCAAGAAGCUCUGUGCAGAUGAUGAGUGUGUCUAUACUAUUUCUCUGGCUAGAGCUCAAGAAGAUUAUAAUGCCCCGGACUGUAGAUUCAUUAAUGUUAAAAAAGGGCAGCAGAUCUAUGUGUACUCAAAGCUGGUAAAAGAAAACGAAGCUGGAGAAUUUUGGGCUGGCAGUGUUUAUGGCGAUGGCCAGGACGAGAUGGGAGUCGUGGGUUAUUUCCCCAGCAACUUGGUCAAGGAGCAGCGUGUGUACCAGGAAGCUACCAAGGAAGUUCCCACCACGGAUAUUGACUUCUUCUGCGAGUAAUACAUUGGUUAAAACUGCAAAUAGAAAGAAAACACCAAAAAUAAAGAAAAGAGCAAAAGUGACCAAAAAAUGCAUGUCUGUAAUUUCUCACUGACAUUUUAAGGAUCUGUUACCUUAUAGAAGAGCAAGGGCUUAGGGGUUGGAGGUGGCAGAUAAAAGAGGAUUUUCAACUCAAAACUUGUUUCCUGCUGGCCUGGUCUUCCCACGAGCUAGAGCGGGGAAAUGUUGAGCUCAAAUGGGUAAAUUGAGACCCGAAAAUUAUUUUUUCAACCUAGAGAAUCUCCUCUUACAGGGGGAUGCAUAUAAAAGAUCAUGUAUGUGUAGUUAUUUCUAAGUAGUGAUUCUUCCCAGCUCUUUGAUUUCCCGUAUAUAAAAUAGGUGGGUCAUAGGUGGGUCAUGUUCCCUUUAGACAUGACAUUUUCUACUCAUUUGUCUUUCUGGCCAAUUGGAUUAUUAAUAAAGGGGCUGUUUUAUCAAGGAG